Molecule: messenger RNA, 945 nt
Organism: Phycomyces blakesleeanus NRRL 1555(-)
Lineage: Eukaryota; Fungi; Mucoromycota; Mucoromycetes; Mucorales; Phycomycetaceae
Exons: 4
Coding region: 1-945 (314 amino acids)
Cellular component (GO): cytoplasm; nucleus
Molecular function (GO): protein serine/threonine phosphatase activity
Source: RefSeq, a predicted model, not a curated record
AUGCGCUCUGUUGGUAAAAACCUGGACAUUGAUGAAUGUAUUGAUAGACUAUUGGCAGUUGGAAGAAGUGAAAAGAUUCCAAGGUCUAUAUGUUUUAAGAACUCGGAGAUUGUCGCCAUUUGUCGUGCAGCACAAGAAACUUUUGUACGCCAGCCCACUCUUAUUGAACUUCAUUCGCCUGUAAAAAUCCUGGGAGAUAUUCACGGUCAAUUCCAUGACUUGAUUAGACUAUUUGAUAUGGGAGGUUACCCGCCAGAUUCAAAUUACCUGUUCCUGGGUGACUAUGUGGAUCGGGGCAAACAGAGUCUGGAGACCAUCCUUCUACUCUUUUGCUAUAAAAUCAAGUUUCCCGAAAACUUCUUCUUACUACGAGGCAACCACGAGUGCGCAAAUGUGACCCGAGUGUAUGGAUUUUACGACGAAUGCAAGAGACGAACAUCGAUUAGGAUCUGGAAGACAUUUGUAGAUGUGUUUAAUACUCUACCGAUUGCUGCUCUGGUAGCAGGCAAGAUAUUUUGUGUGCACGGCGGCUUGUCACCUUCGCUCAAUUCGAUGGACGAUAUCCGGAACAUAGUGCGGCCUACAGAUGUACCUGAGUAUGGGCUCUUGAACGACCUUCUCUGGUCAGAUCCGUCAGAGACAGCAGUGGAAUGGGAAGACAGCGACCGGGGAGUUUCGUAUUGUUUUGGAAAGAAGAUCGUGAACGAAUUCCUGGCCAAGCAUGACCUUGACCUUGUCUGUCGUGCUCACAUGGUAGUAGAGGAUGGCUAUGAGUUCUUUAACGAGCUUACUCUCGUCACAGUGUUCUCGGCACCCAAUUACUGCGGAGAAUUCGACAAUUUUGGAGCAAUCAUGACCAUAAACGAAGAAUUGCUCUGUAGUUUUGAGCUUCUCACACCCACAACCCACCCCACCCGAGCCAUUCCACUUUCUUCCUCAAGCUAA